This is a messenger RNA of Wickerhamiella sorbophila, 504 nucleotides long. Its product is annotated as Non-classical export protein 2 1. Gene Ontology annotation, biological process: eisosome assembly; protein localization to plasma membrane. The transcript has a single exon. Gene Ontology annotation, cellular component: plasma membrane; eisosome. Bases 1 to 504 code for a protein of 167 amino acids. Lineage: Eukaryota; Fungi; Ascomycota; Dipodascomycetes; Dipodascales; Trichomonascaceae. The record is from RefSeq and is a predicted model, not a curated record.
AUGGUCAACAUCGUAGAUCCCAUUUGCCGUGUGCUCUUAUUUGUCUUCUCCACUAUCGCCCUUGGUCUUACCGGCGGCUGGGUGAAAGACACCAGCUCUCCCCGCGUUGAGUUUGCUGUUUUCUCCGCUGCCUUCGGUGUCGUUGUCUCCCUCUGGGGCCUCGCCGCAGACUUUAUUGAGUUCCUCCAGUUCCCCGUCAUCACCGCUUUCCUCGACUUCUGCGCCUGGGUCUUCCUUUUCACCGGUGGUACCGCCAUUGCCGCCAAGAUCCACUGCCACAGCUGCGGCUCCGAGUGGUACCGCCUCAAGUACUUCAAUGGCUCCAAGCGUGACUGCCGCCUUGCCCAGUCCGGUUGUGCCUUUUUGUACUUUGCUUGGUUCGUCGCUUUGAUCCUCUUCGUCGUCGACUUCCUGGCCCUGUGGAAGGGCGAGAGCCGCAUUGGCCUCCCCGGCCGCCGUCGGGCUCCUCCCCGCACUGGUGUCCCCACCAUGUCCCAGGUUUAA